Clunio marinus is the source of this 1563-nucleotide messenger RNA. Lineage: Eukaryota; Metazoa; Arthropoda; Insecta; Diptera; Chironomidae. The record is from the annotation of a GenBank genome assembly.
AUGCUUUCAUUUUUUUCUUCAUUUCAGCAACCGCAUGAAAAUAUUGUUGUUGAUUUAAAUUCUACACCGAUAGUAAAAGACGAUCCCAAACAGUCAAAAAUGCUUAUUGACAUCAAAUUCCAUAAUCGUAAAACAUAUCUAGCAUUCCAGGAAGAAUUCAUCGCACUUGUGAAAAAUUAUUACAAAUCAAAGAUUGAUGAUAUGAACAUUCACGAUGAUAUGUCAAACAAUCGGAUUCAGAUAUCUGAGAAGGUUGUUAAAAAAAGUGAUGGAUUUCUCAUAGAUAGUACUCCAAACAGUAAAAAUGUAAAAGAAGCUGAAUCGACUCCAACUUACAGAUCAUCGUUUGGAAAAACAAUAUUAACUGGAAUAAAAGAAGAUUCUUCAAAGAAGUUAACAAAUUCACCAUCGAGAAAUAUAUGCUUCAAUUGCGAUAAAGAGAAUCAUUCACUACGAGAUUGUCCUGAGCCUCGUAAUAUGAAAAAAGUGAACAAAGCAAGGAAUGAAUUUAACAAACGUGAUUUACGUUAUCACAAUGAUAAUGAUAAUGAAUAUGGACAUUUGAUUCCUGGAAAGAUAAGCGAUGAACUGAAAACAGCAUUAGGAUUGAAGUCUAACGAAAUUCCGCUUCAUGUUUAUCGUAUGCGACUGCUCAACUAUCCUCCAGGUUGGAUUGAAGAAUCCAAAAUUCAUAACAGCGGGUUAUCAAUGUUUGUUGAUAGAAAUUUGAAGCAACUGCAACCUGAUGAAGAUUUAGGCGAAACGGAUGUAAGCGACUUCAAAUAUGAUUUACAGAAAAUUUAUGAUUUUCCUGGAUUCAACGUUUCUCCUGAAAAACCAUUUGCUGACAUGUUUAGAAUGUACGAAGUACCGCCAAUGAAUCUACAACAAUCCAAAGAUGAAUUUAUUCAAUCUCUAGGCGAAGCUGUUGUUAAUGGGUAUAAGAAAACAAAACUUAAUCAAUCGUUAUCUUUUGUGGACACAAACGAAGACAAUAAAACUUCAGAUGGGGUUGCUGACAUGGAUCUUGAAGAUGAUGCUGAUGAAGAGAAUCCACCAUUCCCUGUUACUUCAUCUCCUGAGCCACCAAUACCUGGUGACAAUUCCAUGUGUGAUUCCGAGCCAAUGGAAGACGGAGAAAUUAAAGAUGAUUCUUGCGAAUCAUUAAAUCAAAAUGAAAUUGUCAAUCAUGAAUCGUCGUCAUCUGUUAACAUCACACCAACUAUGUCGUCACAAAUAAUAAUUUCAAAACAAAAUCACAUGAAGGAGACAAUCAUUGAAAAUAGUGAAAAUGAGAAUCGAGAUAAUUGUGCAAAAAACUCAUCGCAUCAAAUAUCAAAUGGAGAAGAGAGAACCGGAUUAGUUGACGCGACCAUUUAUGGAUGUCCAGUACUGCCUUCAUUUAGUGGUUGCAAUUCCCUACCUGAUGGUGAAAAGUUUCAAGAAGGAGUCUGUGAUGUUAUUAAUUUUGAGAAUCUCUCUGAAUCAACGGGAAAGUAUGAGAAGAUGAAAACAAUCAUCAAGAAGGUUCGAAUCUUUCAAAAAGAUCAUCACAAAGAAUGA